AGCAGAGAGAAGCCAUUUUCAUUGCUUGUGUGAGAAUGCUUCAUCAUGAUUUCUCCUGUGUUAGUCCUGUUGGUGAGCUUUCUUUGCCAUUGUGUGACUGCAGGACGGACUUGUCCCAAGCCACAGGAGCUACCAUUUUCCACUGUUGUUCCAUUAAAACUGAGCUAUGAGCCAGGGGAACAAAUUUUGUAUACUUGCAAGCCUGGUUAUGUGUCACGAGGGGGAAUGAGAAGAUUUUUAUGCCCUCUCACUGGAAUGUGGCCCAUCAACACCCUGAAAUGUCAACCCAGAGUAUGCCCUUUUGCUGGAAUUUUAGAACAUGGAUCUGUGCGUUAUACAACCUUUGAAUACCCUAAUUCUGUGAACUUUACUUGCAAUAAAGGGUUUUAUCUCAAUGGAACUGCUUCUGUUAAGUGCAUGGAAGAUGGAAGAUGGAGCCAUCCCCUACCCAACUGCUCUCGUAUAACUUGUCCUCCACCAUCCAUACCUAAACUUGCAACCCUAAAACUGCCUAAGUCAUCAGCUAAAAACAGCUCCUUCUAUCAAGACGCAGUAGUCCUUGACUGUUUGCCACAUUAUGCAGUGUUUGGGAAUGACACAAUUAGAUGCACAGAACAUGGAAAUUGGACUGAAGUACCAGAAUGCAGGGAAGUAAAAUGUCCAUUUCCAACAAGACCAGACAAUGGAUUUGUAAAUUAUCCUGCAAAUCACGUACUUUAUUAUAAAGACAAAGCCACUUAUGGCUGCCAUGAGACAUAUGUCCUAGAUGGGCCAGAAGAAGUAGAAUGUGAAAAAUCUGGAACCUGGUCUGCAUCACCAACAUGCAAAGCAUCUUGUAAAAUUCCUGUUAAAAAAGCUGUGGUGCUAUACAAAGGAGAGAAGGUGAACAUCCAAGAUAAAUUUAAGAGUGGAAUUCUGCAUGGUGAAAUCAUUAGUUUCUUCUGUAAAGAUAAAGAAAAGAAAUGCAGUUACACUGAGGAUGCUCAAUGCUUAAAUGGGAAUAUUGAAGUUCCCAAGUGCUUCAAAGAACACAGCUCUUGGGCUUUCUGGAAAACAGAUGCAUCAGACAGACAACCAUGCUGAAGUUGUUUAAAAAUUCAAAAUUCAGUAUAAAAUAUUUGUAUCUCUUAAAAUCAAAGAUGGAGGAAAACUAAGUUCUCAAAUUCUUUCAGCUCUUCUAACACUUUUCCUUUUCAUAGCUUACUCAAUUUCCUUCUUAUAGCUAAGUGACUUGAAUAUCAUUUUCAUAGUGGUAAAGUAGACAGUGGAAACAUUUGUCAGUUCACUUCAAUUCCUUAGUACCAUUCCAUUGCUUCACAAAGAUUUGCCCACAAAACUACAGAUAAAUGACGCAUGUGUCUUCGAGUGUGAGCUGUCUAUGCAAUUUCAUUAAUUCUCCAUUUUGGUGUGAAUUAAUAAUAUCUCUAUGAAUCAAUUAAACAGCAAAUAGCACAGACAGACCUUGAUUAAAUCCAAAUUGAGUGAAUUAUUCUUUUCUUUUGUGGAGUUUAUAUUUCAACUACUGUGAGGUAAUAUAAACAAUUCUCAUUAAGCUAUAUUGACCUAUACCCAACAGACCAAGUUGGUUUCAUCUAAACAAUGUUUGAGAAAUUGUUUGACUUACUUUUAAUAGAAUUAAAUUGGAUUCUUUGUUUUA
Molecule: messenger RNA, 1657 nt
Organism: Phascolarctos cinereus (koala)
Lineage: Eukaryota; Metazoa; Chordata; Mammalia; Diprotodontia; Phascolarctidae
Gene: APOH
Product: apolipoprotein H
Source: RefSeq, a predicted model, not a curated record